Messenger RNA from Desarmillaria tabescens, 1035 nucleotides. RefSeq lists its product as uncharacterized. The transcript has a single exon. The record is from RefSeq and is a predicted model, not a curated record. Bases 34 to 1035 code for a protein of 333 amino acids. Lineage: Eukaryota; Fungi; Basidiomycota; Agaricomycetes; Agaricales; Physalacriaceae.
CAACCAAAAAUUUCGAGGACGUGGCUGGGACCAAUGCUCACCGACAUUAUUCUCCCUCUUCUCCUCUUUCCUGCCCUCACGGUGCUCGAAGUGACAAACAUUUUGCCCAGUAUCCAGUUCCUUGGCCCCGAAAUCCGAUCGAGUUGCAAACCAGGGUCGCCUCAUUUCAUCCCUCACACCAACAAUGAUCUCUUCGACACUCGCCUCUGCGGUUUGGUCUCAGUGUUCCACGUCGCCAUGAAACCAGAACUCACGCCUUUCCUGGUCUACUUCAUCGGAACCCUCGCUCCAGUCGCUGUCCUGUUUCAGUCCUUCGAAUCUGCAAGGAAAAGGCGUCGUUUCACUACCAGCCAUUCAGCCCUCUUGUUCGGCACCCUCGGACAGUUGGUCACAUUCGCAGCUGUGAUGCCGUUCUACUGGAUAUGUGAGAUCCUUUCGGGUCGCACGAAGAGGCGGACUGGGAAGGUGACACAGGCGCAUGCAGAGGCGGCGGUUUUUGGUCUUUUUAUUGGAUGGGUCAUCCCUUCGGUGGCGAUGGUCGCCAUGGCGGAUCCUGGGAUUACAGGACUCUGGCAGUUUGCUCCAAUUAUCGGCUUUAUUGCAGGGAGCAUACACCUCCUCUUCCGUCCGCCUACUGUACACUCGCAGUCAGGUUUCCGUACCGUCCAAGCAGCAUAUAUCGGCGCCUUUCUCGUGGCAUCGUCCAUCCAUCUGUCCACCGUUUUCAAGUUCAGGUCUCUGGACGACGCCCUCGCAUUCUUUUUCCCAGCAAUGUAUGCAGUAGCGCCGACUGAGGUAGUGUUGCGCCAUACGGCCAAUAUCUUCCAAUGGGAUUUCGCUGUGGGAUCUGGGAGCUGCCUUCUCGGCUCUCUGUGGUUCGCUCAGAGCGUAUCGCAGUUGCUUGGACUGGUAGCAUGGAUUGUGGUCGGCUCUGUGGUUUUUGGGCCCGGUGCAGCUUUUGCUGCCAUCGCAUUAUGGAGGGAAUCGCGACUGAGUGAAUCGUAUCAUUAUGAAGAGAAACCAAAAACAUUGUGA